AUGUCGAAUCCCAGGAAAGACUUUGACGUGAAACAGAUCUUGCGCAUCCGUUGGCGAUGGUUCGGCCACCCCACGUCUCCUCCUUCUCCCGGUAACCAGCCUUCGGGAGAUCUCUUCAGCAGCAGCGGUGGUAAGAGCCGGGGGACCGGAGGCUCCUCAUCAGGCGGUGAUCAGCCUUCCCUCGGCGGCUGCAGCAAUUCCAGCGCCGCCGCCGGUGCCAGUUCGUGUAACGGCAACUCUUCCUCCAACACAAACAACAAUCGAAAGUUUGGAGAUUCGGAUCCAAAUAGCGGGCACUCAGCAGCGGCAGCGGUGGUAGUUACUGCCUCCGCGUGUCCUCGGUCCAUGAGCCAGCAGGAGUGCCGGAGCUCCCCGCCGGCGCCUUGGGUCUUCCCGGCUCACUCGCGCUCCAGCGAGAGCCUGGAGCCGCUCCUGCAGCUGAAGCAGCAGCAGCAGAAGCAGAAGCAGAAGCAGCAGUCCACGCGUGUAAAAGAUGCCCCUGGCCCUGGAGACGAGGAGAACAACAAUAACGUGGAGUCUGACUCCAGCUCGUGCAGGACAUCUAACAGCAAUGCGACUUUGUCCUCAUGUGCGUCGAUGGAGCCGUGUGUGUCAGAUGAACAUUUCCAGGCACACAGUCACGCUGAACACACCUUCAGACGCAUGGAGGCUUACCUGAGGACCCGGAAACUCUGUGAUGUUGUCCUUCUUGCCGGAGAACGCAGAAUACCUGCACACAGACUGGUUCUUUCGUCAGUGUCCGAUUACUUUGCGGCCAUGUUCACCAGUGAUGUCCGAGAGGCAAAACAAGAGGAGGUCAAAAUGGAGGGUGUGGAUCCAGAUGCAUUAUGGGUCUUGGUACAGUAUGCUUACACAGGGUGUUUGGAGUUGAGAGAGGACACUAUAGAGAGUUUGUUGUCGGCCUCCUGUCUUCUGCAGCUGUCUGCGGUGGUUCAAGCCUGCUGCAGUUAUCUAAUGAAACAACUCCAUCCUUCCAACUGUCUGGGCAUUCGAUCUUUUGCAGAUGCCCAGGGCUGUCUGGAACUCCAUAAGGUGGCACACAACCACACCAUGGAGCACUUCAUGGAGGCCAUGAGGCAUCAGGAGUUUCUGCUCCUGCCUGCAUGUGAGGUGGAGAAGCUUUUAGCUUCUGACGACAUGAACGUUCCAGAAGAGGAAACCGUGGUAACUGCUCUCCUUAGCUGGGUCCGCCACGAUGCUCCCUCCCGCCAAUCACAACUUCCUGCUCUUCUCGCUCACAUCCGCCUACCCCUGCUUAAACCCCAGUUUUUAGCCGAUAUGGAGUCAAAUCCACUGCUAAGAGACAGUGUGGAGUGUCAGCGGCUGGUGAUGGAGGCCAUGAAGUAUCAUUUGUUGCCAGAGAGACGGCCACUUCUCCAGAGCCCGAGGACACGUCCACGCAAGGCCACUGUCGGGGCACUUUUCGCUGUGGGUGGCAUGGAUGCCACAAAAGGGGCCACUAGUAUUGAGCAGUACUGUUUACGGAGGGACACGUGGCGGCAGGUGGCUGUCAUGAGUGGAAGAAGGCUGCAGUUCGGCGUGGCGGUUCUUGACGACCGCCUCUAUGUGGUCGGGGGACGAGAUGGACUCAAGACCCUCAACACAGUAGAGUGUUACAACCCCCGCAGCAAGAGCUGGAGCGUCAUGCCCCCCAUGUCCACUCACAGACACGGCCUGGAAUUCUGUGGUGGAAAUGACAUUGGUAGAAAGUAUGACCCAAAGACAGACGUGUGGACAGCAGUAGCUCCCAUGAGCCUCAGCAGAGACGCUGUGGGGGUGUGUCUUCUGGGGGACCGUCUGUAUGCUGUCGGCGGUUAUGAUGGUCAGGUGUAUCUGAACACCGUGGAAGCCUACGACCCCCAAACCAAUGAGUGGACACAGGUGGCGCCGUUGUGUUUAGGUCGAGCCGGAGCUUGUGUGGUUGCAGUGAAGCUUUGAAAUGCCUCCUGCUGUCAAUCAUCUCCAUGGUGACCGUCGUACAGUACAAGCCUCCAGGGCUCUUGAUGUAGUGUAUCCAGACCGAUCUGAGCAUCUGCUGACCAGAGCAAAGAAAAUAACUUCCUGACAUACAGCUGAAUACUCCGCUGUGGUCUUCCUUUAUGCCUUCUAGUAUGUAUUUAUCUAUUAAAAGCAGUUUUUUAUGGCUGUGCACAUUAAGAGAGACUUCCUCCUUUUCUGUCUCUGAUGAACAGGGUUUAUUUGAUUUAAUGUCCAUCCAUUCGUCUGUUUAUCUGUAUAUCCCUCCAUAUUU
Sinocyclocheilus grahami is the source of this 2272-nucleotide messenger RNA. RefSeq names its product kelch-like protein 5. The record is from RefSeq and is a predicted model, not a curated record. Gene Ontology annotation, molecular function: protein binding. NCBI's taxonomy places the organism in Eukaryota, Metazoa, Chordata, Actinopteri, Cypriniformes, Cyprinidae. Bases 1 to 1959 code for a protein of 652 amino acids. The transcript is spliced from 10 exons.